This is a messenger RNA of Meloidogyne enterolobii, 856 nucleotides long. Lineage: Eukaryota; Metazoa; Nematoda; Chromadorea; Rhabditida; Meloidogynidae. The record is from the annotation of a GenBank genome assembly.
UAUGAUGAUGAAAUUAAUUACUAAACUUUUUCGAAGAAGUAUUACAAUUUCAUUAAAUCAACAAAGGAAAUUGCAUUAUCCGGCUGUAGAUGAUUUGAAACAGUUGAGGGAAAAAGAAGAAAACAAAAUUGAUGGUGAAUUUGUUCCUGUUGAGUGUAAGCCAACUGAAUUGCUUAAACAAUUGAUGAAAGAUGAUCUGACACUCCAAUCUAGAAUUUACGAAUACUUCUCUUCUUGUGUACCUACUGCUUUUAGGGACAAACAUUGGCUUUAUUUGCUCAGGACUAGUGAUAUACAUGAGCGUGUUCGUUAUUUUUAUUUUAUGGGACUAACAGAGCAAAGGGAUGCAAACGACAAGCAAAAAGAAGAAGCUAGAAAAGCUGCAAAAAAUGAAAAAUUUAUGGAAAAUUUGGAAAAAUUUGAAAGAGGAGAAAUGGCUUAUGGUCCUCCUGCUUAUACUCUUAUGUAUUAUAAAAGAUCAGUAACUGAAUUUUAUUUUUGGAAUGCUAUUCAAUUGGCAAUGCAAAAUGAAAUGCCUCGUUUACUUUUUGAUUGUCAAUUUCUUCCAAAUAUGCCGACUAAAGAAUAUGGACGUGUUUUAAGAUCGGCUGGGCAUGCUUUUUUUACAAAUUUGGAAAGUCGGAUAUCUUUACCUGCAUCAUUUAUAAAUGUGAAUGAAUCAGAUCCGAAUACAAAAAAUUUAAUUUCAAAACAUAUUGUUCCUUUUGGAACGACAGAUUAUCACAAACAUCAAAGGAUCAAUCCAGAUUUUUAUCGAAAUGAUCCAUUUCAUGAUUCGAAGAGUGCUGGCCGAAAUUCAGAUGAAAGUGAUCAAGUUAUUUAUCUUUCCAAGUAA